Lutra lutra (Eurasian river otter) is the source of this 3660-nucleotide messenger RNA. Its product is annotated as collagen alpha-1(I) chain-like. The record is from RefSeq and is a predicted model, not a curated record. The coding region runs from base 1 to 3660 and encodes 1219 amino acids. The transcript has 6 exons. Lineage: Eukaryota; Metazoa; Chordata; Mammalia; Carnivora; Mustelidae.
AUGGCGAAGGGCGGGCUCCACUCCGUUGGGGACGAGUCAGAGAAAGGAUGGAGCCCCCGACGCCGGGUGCGACGGGUCAGGACGGGACCUGCCACCUUCACUGGGGGUGUCUCAGACGCGGCCACGCAAACCCUGGACGCACGAAGCCGGGAGGCUCCACGCUUCCCACGUUCUCCGGGCUCCGGCCCUCCCCGGGGCUGUGCAGCUGCCGUCUCCCGCCGGGCGCCCGGGCCAGAGAGGCGUCCUGACGGCGGGGCUCGCGGGAGCUGCCACCCUCCUCCCCACGCGCCACGCGUCCUCCCACCGCGGGUCUCCGCGCGCCUCUCCAGGGUCGGGCGCCUCUGCCCUCCCUGUCCCGGGCUGGGCUGCCAGAGUCCUCUUCGGCCGCGGCUGCCUCCCGGAGCACAAGGGCAGGAAGGCGCUGCCUCCGCGCCGGUCAGGUGCGCACGAAGGCGAGCGCGUCUGCAAAGCCAGUUCCCGGGCAGACGGCGAGGGCGCGCGCCCGAGCGCCGGGUCAGCCCAGACAGGGGUCAGCGCCUGCCUUCGGGGCCUUCCUGUGCCUCGGAGGUCGGGAGGACGGACCCCGGAGGGACCCGCGAGUCAGGCUGCGGCCUGGCCCUGCGACUGCCCGGGUGCGCGUCCCGGGCCCGCCGCGGUGACCUCGCCGGCCUGCAUGCGACAACCGGCGCGGGCGGACGGAAUCCUCCUGACGCCGUCGCGAGGGGCGAGGUGACCGGCGGCACGUGCCGAGGACAACGCGUGGUGCGGGGCGAACACCCGCGUCAGUCCGACCCGCACGGCCCUCGCGCUCUUUCCGACGGGCUGGGCUGUCCUGGGAGCCGCUCGGAGCCCCGGAGGCCGAAGGGCUUCUCGAAGCUUCCGGGGAAACCAGGAAGUGCUGGGCGACAACGGGCGGAGGGGGAACCCGCUCAGGCUCCGGGACCCCCGCGCCUGCUCGCCGAGGCCCGAGUGUCGAGCGCAGGGGCGCCCACGCCUUCCCCCGCGACGCCGCGGAACAGGCAGCCCUCCGCGCCCCGCCCCCCCCCCCCCCCCCCCCGUCGGAGCCGACCGCGCGCCCCUGGCAACGCGGCUGGUGGGGGCAGCGCGGGCCGCGGGAGCGCGACCGCCCGCAGGACGCCGAGCCGGGGACGCCCCGCCGGCUGGUUCAGCGCCGCGGCCGGAAGGCCGAAGUCCCGGCCGGGAGCCUCCGGGCCGCGCGCCGCCCCUCCCCGCACUCCCCCGCCGCAGGCCGCGGGGCCGAGCGACCCCCUCCCCGACACCCCCGCGGCCCGAGAGCGACGCGGCUGGCGGCGCUACCGGCCCCGGCCUCGAGCUUCCCCCGCGACCGCCUUCCGGCCCCGCCCCCGACGCCGCACGCGGCUGCGCGCGGAGCAUUGUGGGCCGCGCGGCCGACGCAGGCCUGUCCGGGCCCGGCCCGGGACCGCGCUUCCCGCCCGGAGCGCACCCGCCGGCGCGCAGCCGCGGCCCAACUUCGGGCUCCGCGGGGCCGUGCGUGAGCGCCCGGAACUGCGGACGCGCGUGCCCCGGGCCUGCGGUCGGCCCCGCGCCUCCGAGCGAACCACCCGCGUCCCUGAACCGCCGCCUCCGCGCGCGAAACCGCGGAACCAGCGUCCGCUUCGCGGCGCGGCUGCGGCCGGGGCAAGCCGGGUUCCGUCCCAGCGGGGCCGCGCCCGGCGGCAGAGCCUCUCGUGCGUCUGUUUCCCCGCAGAAGGGGCGUCGCUGGACUGGAGGGGCCCGCGGGGCUCGGAGGAGACGCCCUGCGCGACGGUGCGCGCGGCCCUGUGGACCGACGGUGCCGCAGGACCGGGAAGCACGGGCUGCAGCAGGAAGUUAGACGACACUUCCGACGGCUGCGCGCUUGUCCUGCCCCCCAGCCGCCCCUCUAGCGAGCCUUUCCCUAGGGACGAGGCGGGAAGUGAGAAAGGGCAGAGAAGGCGGAUGCCGCAGUGCUCACCUCAGGUGCCCGCCGCCAGCUCACUCUCCCUUGCCCCUGUCACUGCCCUCCUCCCAUUCUGCCGCUGCCCCUGCGGAGUGUCGGGACCCCCGGCCGGGGAUUCCCCUCCCAGCGGCGAGCCUUGUGGCUGGCCGCGUCCCGGGACGGCACGGGCGCACCGCACGUCUGUCUCGGAACAUUCCUCUGGGGAGGCUCUCGAGAAACUGCAGGAGAAGGAGUCUAGUAGGUCCCAGAUUGCAUUGGUCCGUGGACGCUCGCGGGGUCUGGUGCGCAGGGCCGCGGCGCGGGGGGGGGGGGGGGGGUCUGCGGGCGCGCGCCGGGCUCGGGGGUUAGCGAGGACCCAGGUGGGCGCCGACGCCAGGCCUCCCCCGCACCACCCCACCCGCGCCCCCGCACCCAGCAACGGCUCGGAGGAGAAAGCUGCGAGAACUGUCCCGGAGGCAGACGUGAUUUUUAGGGUGUGUGAGGGGAAGAGGCCAUCGAGUGGCCUGACUCUAGGUGGAAGGGGCUCGGCUCCAGCCUCUGCCCCGCACCCACGUCCUCCAAGACGCACUCAUUCCGAACUCCGUGCGCGGGGAAGCCGCUCCCGACCGCCGCACUCACCGGCCCGCAGAGUCGCCGUCCCGCACCGGGAGACAAGGAGCGCCGCCCGCCGGCUUCGGGUCUCGGGGCCGCGUCCUCGGGCGCCAAGAGCGGCGUCCGCGGGAGGACCGGGGCCGGGGCGGCACCCGUGGGCGACGGACCCGUCCCGAGCCAGGGAGGGGGCCGGGGAGGAGAGGACAGUUCCAGGGCGGAAGGAAGGGGAGGGCGGGAGCCCGCACGCAAGGAAAACGGAGAAACAAAUAGGAAAUGAGGGGAGGAAGGCGGGAGGAAGAGAGGAGCCCGGGACGCGGGAGGUCACGGCCCGGGCACUACCGCUGUCCGCCAGCAGGGGGCGCCCCUCCGAUCCGCGCCUCCCCCGGCGGCCGCGAUGCCUCGCGCCGCCCGCAGCGGCCCCCGCUCGGGAUGGGCGCCCCCUGCUGGCGGCCGCGCGGUGCUCGGGGCCCGGGGAGCGGGUGCGGGGAGCGGGUGCGGGGACAGCGAGCGGGGUGAACGGGCGGAGGGUCCGGCCGUCCCGGCAGCCGCGACCGGUCUGCUCGCCUGCGGCCGCGGCUCCGUCCCCGCACCCGCUCCUGAGGGCCCCCGCCGCCGCGCUGCUGCCCUGGCCCGGGCCUGUAGACGAGCCGCCCUCGGCGCACGGCGGUCCGGCCGGUCCCUGCCGCAGCAGCCGGGAGGGAGCCGGCCGCGGGCGGCAUCGGGGCCUAGAGCGCGGCCAUCUGGAGCCUCGGCCGCGGGCGGCGUCGGGGGGGGCGGGGGACGGGCCUGUGGCGCGCGGGCGGAAGCGGGGACGCGGGCGUGUGUGCGGGGAGGCCGGGGCCGGCCCGGGGGCCGCGGAGGUCCGCCGGGUCAAGCCGCCGGAUCUCGGCGCGGGGGCGGCGCGCAGUGCGGGAAGCGCGGGCGCCGACGGGGCGACUCCCCCCGCCUCCCGGGACGCGCCGUGGAGGGCCGUGGGGGCCGCCGGGCCGCGGUCGCACGGGUUCUCAGUCCCCGUCCUCGGGCCUCGGCCGUCCCCCUUGAGCGAGCCGUCCCCUCCCGCGGGGGCUCCCGGCGCCACGACAGCGCACGGCCGGCGGGGCGGGCGCUGA